GGCUUAGCAAAAAUGGUUUUAUUUUGGCUGCCCCUUUCACGUUUACGGGAAGGUUCUCCGCCAGACUCCAUUAUAAAAAGCACCAAUUUAAUCUAGGCUGACUCACUGACGAGGUAAACUUCGUAGAGCAACGCUGUUUAACGUCUAUUGUUUUAUUGAGUUUGGCGUUACGUUCUGUGCGUACGACAGCCUCGUCAGCUUCCCACGUCACCUAGUUGAUAGAAACAUGACAGCGCACACACGUUACGUUACAGCACGUUUCCAGCCACAGUAGCUGACUUUUGCAGCUCUUACACAAUAUACGGGGACACAGCGACCAAUAUAUGACUAUUAUAUUACGACAAAUGCAGUGUGUGCUUGUUUUGAUAGCUGGAGAGGCCGGCUUAUAAGGCGGGUUGCAUCAUCUUUCCUUCCGGGAUAACGCUCCGCUGUGUCACUCAUAACUGACCGCAGAUGGGACUCCAAGUUCUGCUGUACUGGCCGAAUAUUACCGGAUACAUUCGGAUUGGCCUUGUGUUUGCAGCGUGGGCUGCCUAUGAGACACCAGAAGUCUUUGUGUCUCUUUACUCCAUCUCCAUAGCCCUUGAUGGAGUGGACGGCUGGCUGGCGAGGAGGCUGGGCCAGAGCUCCAGGUUUGGGGCCUGGCUGGACGUCGUGGUGGACAACCUGGGCAGAGGCAUGCUGUGGAGCCUUCUGUAUGAGUGGGGUUGGCUAGUGUCUGCAGUGGAGUGGUGUGUGUUUGUGUGUAACCACAACCCCAGAGGUGAACAGUGGAAGAACAGCUUCACCACCAGCCCUCGAUUUAUACGGGCCAUCAUGGCAAACGGGUUUCGGACGCCUCUCGGCACGUGGGUGGUGAGCGGGCUGCACUGCCUCCCGCUGUGGCUGUAUGGGUGUCAGUGGGGUUUGCUGGCUGAGUGGCUGUACCUGCCUCAGUGGAUCCAGACCCUGGGGACACUGCUGCUGGCUGCAGGCCGCCUGCUGGCUCUAUCAGCGGAGAUGUGGUGUAUAUGGACACACAUUGAAUACCUUGCCAGUGAUGAGGAGCCAGAAGAGAAAAACAACUGAAAGCCACUUAGCAGGGUCAGUGUUCUGUACACUGUGCUGUCUACUCUGGAAAAAUCCAGAAUAAUCCAUUCCACCACCUUUAUAUGAACAAUGGCCUCAAGUCACAUUUGGUUUUCUCCUCACUCAGCCAUAGCUGUGGGUGAACGUGGUAAAAUGAGCUACAUUUUGACUUUUUGUUCUACUCCUGCAUAAAAAAGUGUAUUUAUUUCAGAUAUCGCCUACCAUAUCAAAUCCUUCUGGACAUUUAGACUCCAUUUACACCUGGUAGUAGAAUGUGAUCUGUAUUUGGGCAUGUUAUCAACAUAAAGAAAAACGCUUGUUAAAGCUGCAGUAGGUAAUUUUCGUUGCCUUCAGGCCCGGUGGAAUGCACUUAUUGCAUCUGCCAAAUUUAAAAGAGGAAACAAAUUGUUAAGAAUAUGUCAUAGACAGUAUUUCAUAAAGUUUCCCCUAACUCAACAACUCACAAAACUCCAGAAUUUUAAGGAAGCCUGCAGCUGAUUUUCCACAACGCAUUACUCACGCAGGUUUCGCUCUGGAGCAGCAAGAUCCCAUCUCAAUGAGGAUAACAAGAAUGCAUUCUAAAUACUAUGUGUAAGGUAAGAUCGGAUCAUUUAUCUUUGGGAUAACGUGUCAGAUCACAUUAUAAUGCCAGGUGUAAAUGGGGUGUCAGAUUAAUAUAUGUGACUGCUUUAGAGGUACAGCACGAAUAGCAUUUUGCACAUAAAUAGGAUUUGAAUAUCUUUGUUAAACCAGUGAACAUGGUUGAUUUGUGUGUGUGGCUGCUGAGAUACAAGAUGUCUCCUCUUUACUGAGAGACUGUAACAGUUUGCGGGCAUUCAGAUGCACUUUAAAAGCCUCUGGUUUUUUGAGCUGUAAAGGGAACAUUAAUAUUAUUUAUUUAUAGGAAACACAAAGCUGAGAAAAAGCCAAAAUAAAUCUAUGCUGGCGCUUUUUUAGGUACGUGAGCGGGUCAGUCAGAAGUGUGAAAAUGUCUGCGAUAAACAACAGUCUCUAUUCGCUGUCAUUCGCUUCAUGAAAUGACACAGCAACCAAAGGGAGAGGCCUACUGUACGCCUAGAUCACACUGAUAUUGAACAGGUAUCCUGUAUCCUGUGUAGCUCCUAGAUAGAUAGAUAGAUAGAUAGAUAGAUAGAUAGAUAGAUAGAUAGAUAGAUAGAUAGAGAUUAUAUAUAUAUAUAUAUAUAUAUAUAUAUCUCGCUUAAU
Messenger RNA from Morone saxatilis (striped sea-bass), 2292 nucleotides. RefSeq lists its product as uncharacterized. Gene Ontology annotation, molecular function: phosphotransferase activity, for other substituted phosphate groups. Gene Ontology annotation, biological process: phospholipid biosynthetic process. The record is from RefSeq and is a predicted model, not a curated record. Bases 454 to 1068 code for a protein of 204 amino acids. Lineage: Eukaryota; Metazoa; Chordata; Actinopteri; Moronidae. The transcript has 6 exons. Gene Ontology annotation, cellular component: membrane.